UACCUUUAGGGGUCUGACAACGAAAGUCAGCCCUUGCUUCCUGAAUCAACGACUAAAGGGUCUUGUUUCGCAGAAUACCGCGUGUUGUUGCCAUGACUUCAACCAACAACAUCCAGUUAAAAAACAGUCCGCCAUCACAAAGCAUCCCCCUUUUAUCAUCGAUCUCUGUGUACAGGCUUGGGUACAGUAACCGCCGGAACGAACUUCAUCGGACCUCGACAUAACUAAGCCCGUACAUGUUCACUACUUCUGCAACUUCAUGGAGAACCGACGAUUCCCUGAGCGUUGUACAUGCUUCGAGGAGCAAGACCGCGCCGGCAAAGUCUUGUCGAAGACGGCGCAAGCCGAUGUCGUCCGCGCAAUCCAGCGUUUAUACUCUACUGGAGUCCCACUCUUCGACAAAACAGUCAUCGCCACCCUUGAUACAGCGAUCUGUGAAAGACAUGCAAUCAUGAACUUGGUCGGCGUGGACGGAAACAUGUCUGUUUCGAGACCUGAUUGGAUUUCCUUUGAGACACAUUACGAGCCAAGAAUCGGCUUCCGUACCAUUCAAAAUAUGAUCAACGGAGUCCCUCCUGAUGGCCGAAUGCGCACCUGCGGGGCCCUCAGCUCCUAUCGUGUCGCCUGUUUCCCCAGACAUACAGCACCCUCGUCUCGAGCCACAUUGUCAUCAAUCAAAAGAUUGUGGGAUAUAUAUCAAAAAUUAUGGCAGCAAAGUCAAACCUGCUCAGUUCUUAUGGAAAUAAUGGGCAAACUACCGCCACACUGCCAAGUAACAAAGGUUGUGUGCUUCGGUCUCGGCGCGCUCUUGCCAAACAUCUGUCGGACGUGUGGGUUAUGCCUCAACAGUGUCCAUUGCAAGAUACACAAAACAACUAGGUCGAGAACCUUCACACAACAUGCCGCCGCUGUCAGCAUCAUGCUCAUGUUGCGUCAGCAGAAUCCCCACCUACAAUGCUACUCGCAGGAGCCAGAAUAUUCGCCAGAAUGCAGAAAUAUUUUACGAGGCUUGGACAUCAUUGUUGUCGAUGGUCACAAAGGUUUCCUCGAAGUUGAUGACAGGACACUCGUUAUUUCGAUUAAACCGGCCGUUCCUGUCAAGCAAAUCAUUACCGAGCUGGCAAGGCCAGCAGUGAUAAUCUGGGAUGCUAUGGAUGGCGAUGAAAGGGACCCUGACGAAGGGAACCCAGACAAGUGGCAGUUGUUGACUCGCAACGGGAGUCAAUAUUGGCAAAGCCCUUAUGGAGUCGAUCCUGAUUCAUCACGCACAAGAAAUAUGCUGACAUACGAAUAUGCCUCGGUUCCGUUUCCCGGAGAUGUGCUGAACUUUGGACCGCUUGAUAUCCAUAUACGACAGCCCGCCGAUACAAUGGCUGGUGGUAGCGCCCUCCAAAUAGGAGGAGCGACAGCGGGCACACUUCUCUGAGCCAUCAACUGCUGUUUAUUGAAUGAAGGAUGCUUAAUGAAGCGUAGGGAGAGCACUGCAGCGAAUGCAGCUCUCUGAGGAAGGUCUUUAGAAGAAUGAACAUGGAUACAGAAUGGCUGUAAGAGCCGGAAGACCGUGAGAGGAGACGAAGC
Colletotrichum godetiae is the source of this 1578-nucleotide messenger RNA. RefSeq lists its product as uncharacterized. Lineage: Eukaryota; Fungi; Ascomycota; Sordariomycetes; Glomerellales; Glomerellaceae. The record is from RefSeq and is a predicted model, not a curated record. The transcript is spliced from 3 exons. Bases 260 to 1426 code for a protein of 388 amino acids.